AUGCUGCACAACAAUGCCCUACUUUUUGGUAAUAGCAAGAUCAGAGCAGAUUCAGUUGCCUCGGAAUGCCUAGAACCCCUUAUAUCACUGAUGCAGUCUAGUUCUGAGACAACAAUAGAAUCUGGGAUUUUUGCUUUCGAGAGAUGGUUGGAAGAUGAGCAUCAGGCAGAGCUUGCAACAGCCUUUAAUGUUGUGGAUCUCCUUGUCAAGUACAGAGUUCAGUUCCCCUCUUCAAUAUUGACGUUCUUGCUAGAAGAGAUAGGCAACGAUUGCAACAAUAUUUGUGAUCAAGGCUGCCAUGUUUCGUUUGUAGACAAGGUGUAUGAUGUGGAGUGUGAAAGUAACCAUGACAAUGGUCCUGUAUGCGAACAUGGUGUGUGGAGAGGAUCCUCCAAGCUUGUAUCAAUGUGCAGCCAAAAGGGUACAAAAGGAGUUAAUCAAGAUGCGUUGACAGUUUGGGAGGACUUUACUGGAGAAAAAGGCAUGACCUUUUGUGGUGUGUUUGAUGGUCAUGGUCCUCUAGGACACAAGUUUGCACAGUAUACACGUGACAAUCUACCCUCAAAACUCUCUGCAGCAAUCAAACUGUCACAACAACAAAAGGUCCUCAAACACUAUGAUUCUAAUGCUACAUACACAGGCAUUAAUGGUGAGGAUAACCAAAACAUGUCCUUUGCUUCAUGGGAGGGAAGCUUUGUGAGGUCCUUCAAGGAAAUGGAUGAAGACCUUGCUAGAAACAUUGACACUAAUUAUAGUGGUGGAAGCACUGCAGUAACAGUAAUUAAACGGGGUGACCAGCUUAUAGUUGGCAAUUUGGGGGAUUCUCGAGCAGUUCUUUGCACAAGAGGGGAUGAUGACCAGCUCAUUCCUGUUCAACUUACUGUUGACUUCACCCCAGAUAUUCCAAGUGAAGCUUCAAGAAUAAUUAAUUGUGGAGGUAGAGUUUUUGCUGCAGAAGAAGAUCCAGGUAUAAACAGAUUAUGGAUGCCUGAAGAUAAUUGCCCAGGAUUAGCUAUGUCAAGAGCCUUUGGAGAUUUUUGCCUCAAAGAUUAUGGCCUCACCUCAGUUCCUGAUGUCUCUUCUAGAAAACUUACCAAGAAGGAUGAAUUUGUGGUUUUGGCUACUGAUGGGGUAUGGGAUGUGCUAACAAACAAUGAAGUAAUAAAAUUAGUUGCUUCAGCACCAAAUAGAUCCAUAGCAGCCAAAUUAUUAGUAAAGCGUGCUACAUGGGCUUGGAAAAUUAAGUAUCCUCGUUUCAAGGUUGAUGAUAUUGCAGUCAUAUGCUUUUUUCUGAAUGAUCUACCUGUUUCCACUCACUACCAAUCCAAUGUAAGUGGGGACAAUUAA
Messenger RNA from Gastrolobium bilobum, 1347 nucleotides. Its product is annotated as probable protein phosphatase 2C 65. Gene Ontology annotation, biological process: protein dephosphorylation. NCBI's taxonomy places the organism in Eukaryota, Viridiplantae, Streptophyta, Magnoliopsida, Fabales, Fabaceae. The transcript has 6 exons. The record is from RefSeq and is a predicted model, not a curated record. Bases 1 to 1347 code for a protein of 448 amino acids. Gene Ontology annotation, molecular function: protein serine/threonine phosphatase activity.